AUGCAUUCAUCAAAAAAAUUUCCAAUUAUAAAAAUUGAUUUUGUUGGGGAUAAUAAAGAUUCAAAAAGUAGUGUUAGCAGUGAAUUAGAAAAAUUUGCACUUGCAUAUAAUGAAGUAAGAGGAAUCCAUUCAACAUUCAAUUUACAUAAUCAAAUAAAUUCUUACAAAAUUGAAAAUAAUCGUUUAGAGAAUAACAAUAGAAAUAUCAUAAAUUACAACAUUGAAAGUAAAUCUAAUAAUCAACAAAUUAUUAAUCAAACAAAAAUGUCUGGAUUUAGCUUUCAAAUACAAAAUGGCAUUCAUAAAGAAACUAUAUAUUGGAAUAAUAGUGAGAUUAGCCUCAAUGAGUUAAAGGAGGAGGCUGUCAAAUUUAUUCAAAGAAAUAAUCCAAAUAACAAUUUUGGGGAUCAAUUAUCUGAUUUUCUUCUUCUCUAUCGUCAUGACUUUACUUCUAUAAACAUUUUACAAUUAAUUAAUUCUAUAAAUGACGUUAUUGAAGGAACACUAGUUGAAGUUGUAAUAAGUCCAUGCUCUCAACAUGACCGAUUAGUAAUUCAUCCACAUACAUUGUAUGUUCAUAGUUAUAAAAGCCCUACAUUUUGUGACUUUUGUGGUGAACUUCUUUUUGGCUUGGUAAAACAGGGAUUAAAAUGUGAAGGAUGUGGAUUAAAUUAUCAUAAACGGUGCGCUUCUAAAAUUCCAAAUAAUUGUAGUGGUAGUAGACAAAGAAGACCCAGUGCCAUACCAUUGUCUCCAAGAAACUCACAAUGUUUAAGAGACUCUAUAUCACAUAUUAGUCCUAUUUUACAUGCUGCUGCGGUUACAUUUAAUAAUGUUGUUAAUGUAAAAAGUUUAACUCCUGUCGAUAUGCAUGGAAAAGGCAAUAAAAAUCAAAUUUUUGAUUCACCUUCUUUUUUAAAAUUAAAUCAUCCUGAUAUAAAAAUUACUACUGAUAAUGAUUGUGAAGAUCCUAUAGGUGGUAAUUUUCUUCAAAUGCCAAGAAAAGAUAGAAGUUCUUCAUGGAGUGGUAGACCACUUUGGAUGGAAGUAGCUGAGGCAAAUAGAAUAAAAGUUCCACAUACUUUUCAGGUACAUACUUAUAAAAAACUUACUGUAUGCCACUAUUGUAAAAAACUUUUGAAAGGCCUUAUAAGACAAGGAAUUCAGUGCCGAGAUUGUAAAUAUAAUUGUCAUAAAAAAUGUGCACAAUUUGUUCCUAAUGAUUGUUCAGGAAAUGCAACACAAAAUAUGAGAGAUUUAUUUAUUGGACAAUCUGAUUCAAAUGAAAAAGAUAUUAAUGAUGAUGAGGAUCAUUUUUUAAAAUCUCCCAGAAGUCAUGCUAAAGCACAAUCUACUCCUUCUGCUCCAUUACAAGAAACUAAUAAUUCAUUAGAUAAAGAGGAAUAUUCUCCAGAAGAAAAAGUUAAUGAUACUGAUAAUAUAAGUAAUAUUAGUGAAUCACAGAAUAUCCCACUUCAAAGAAUAGUAAUGUCUAAAAAACAAACAAAACGUCCAAAUGCAACUAAGAUAUUGAAAGAAGGAUGGUUAAUUCAUUUUACAUCACGUCAUUCUAUGCGGAAAAAGCAUUAUUGGCGUUUAGAUACAAAAUCUCUUAUUCUAUAUAAAGAUGAAAAUUCUACUGGAUAUUAUAAAGAACUUCCUCUUUCUGAAAUAUUAGAGGUUAAUAUUGUGGAGCAUGGUGAAAAUGACAUAUGCCUUCCUUAUCUAUUUGAAAUCAAGACUCAUACUACAACAUAUUUUGUUACUGUUGUUCCACCAUCUACAUCUGGUACAAGUAACAAUGAAAAGUCAACAGCAGCAAAAGUUUUACAGGCAGCAUUAGAAAAUGCAGCUGCAUGGAGUGCAGCAAUUAAACAAGCUCUAAUGCCAGUAACACCACAAUCAUCAACAAAAUCUUCAAAAAAUAAUAAUAAUAAUAAUAAUAAUAUGAAUAUAGGAAUGGUGGAUAAUAUUAUUAAUAAAACUGGUGCUUUAACAAUAAAUAAUAAUAAUAAUUUAAAUGGUAUGAUGAAACAACUUAAUCUUCCAAAUGAAAAAGGUGAGGUUGAGUCAGAAGAAAUUGGACAUUUAGGAUUAAAAAUAAGAAGUGAACAAGAAUUUUCACAACUUUAUCAAAUUUUUGCUGAUGAAAUUUUAGGUAGUGGACAAUUUGGGACAGUUUAUGGAGCAAUACAUCGCAAAACUGGUAAACAUGUAGCAGUUAAAUUAAUUGAUAAACUUAAAUUUCCCAGUAAUAAAGAGGCAGCUUUAAGAACAGAAGUUGAAAUAUUACAAAAAGUUAAACAUCAUGGUGUUGUUGAAUUUCAACAAAUGCUUGAGACACAUGAUAGAAUAUUUGUUGUUAUGGAAAAAUUAAAGGGUGAUAUGUUAGAGAUGAUAUUAAGUAGUGAAAAAGGACGUUUAAAUGAAAGAUGUACACAAUUUUUAAUACACCAAAUAUUAAUAGCAUUACAAUAUUUACAUAGUCAAAAUGUAGUACAUUGUGAUAUGAAACCAGAAAAUAUUUUAUUAGCCUCUGAUUCAGAUUUUCCUCAGGUAAAAUUAUGUGAUUUUGGUUUUGCUAGAAUUAUUGGUGAACGUAGUUUUCGUCGUUCUGUUGUAGGAACACCAGCUUAUUUAGCACCAGAAGUAUUAAGAAAUAAAGGGUUUAAUAGAAGUUUAGAUAUGUGGAGUGUUGGUGUUAUUGUAUAUGUUUCACUUUCUGGAACAUUUCCUUUUAAUGAAGAUGAAGAUAUUAAUGAUCAAAUUCAAAAUGCAGAAUUUAUGUAUCCUCCUAAUCCAUGGAGGGAAGUUUCUGUUGAGGCAAUUGAAUUUAUUAAUAAUUUACUUCAAGUUAAAAUGCAAAAAAGACUUUCUGUUUCUAAAGCAUUAGUACAUAACUGGCUUCAGAAAUAUACAUUAUGGUCUGAUCUUCGUGUUUUAGAAAAAGAAGUUGGAGAAAGAUAUUUAACACACGAGAGUGAUGAUGAAAGAUGGAAAGAAUAUGAAAUACAAAAUAAUAUUACUCCUGUGUAUUUAUAA
Strongyloides ratti is the source of this 3042-nucleotide messenger RNA. RefSeq names its product Serine/threonine-protein kinase D. The transcript has 9 exons. NCBI's taxonomy places the organism in Eukaryota, Metazoa, Nematoda, Chromadorea, Rhabditida, Strongyloididae. Gene Ontology annotation, biological process: protein phosphorylation. The record is from RefSeq and is a predicted model, not a curated record. Gene Ontology annotation, molecular function: protein serine/threonine kinase activity; ATP binding. Bases 1 to 3042 code for a protein of 1013 amino acids.